AAAAAAGCAAAGUGGAAAUAAAGUGUUGUUUUGAACCAAGAUAAGUUGUUUAAACAUAGUUUUUAAUAUUAAAGGGGAUUUUUUGUAAAAGUAUAAACCGUAGAAUAAUAGUAAUUACGUUAUAAAAUGGCUGCCAAUUCUAAUGGACAGAUUAAACAACGACCCAGUUCCGAAAAUACAAAGAAAACCCCCAUAAGCCUUUUCCAAAAACAAUCAGAAUGUUCUUAUGUUUCUUGUUAUUGUGAAGAAAAUGUGUUCAAAUUGGCCCAAGAUGUGGCAUCUAAACACUCAGGCGAGUUACACAAAUGUUUUGUAACUUUUGUAUCAAACCCCAGCAGAACUGUGCCUUUAUGGAGGCAAAAAGCAGGAAAAGAUGAAGACAGGCUUGUAAUCUGGGAUUACCAUGUAAUCUUCCUGUAUCAACCUGAACCAGAAAAAUGUUUGGUUUAUGAUCUGGACUCGGAACUACCAUUCCCCACAUACUUUCACAAAUAUGUCACAGAAACAUUCAGAACUGAUCAAAUACUAAAGGCGGACUAUUUUAGAUUUUUUAGAGUGGUUCCAGCAAAUGAGUUUCUUCUGGAAUUUGCUUCUGAUAGAAGGCACAUGAAGAGACCUGAUGGUACAUGGAUUAAACCACCACCAAAUUAUCCAGCCAUCACAACACCCAAAAACCCUCACAAUUUGGAAGACUUUAUUCAAAUGGAAGCCACAAAAGGUCCAGGUCAGGUAUUCAGUCUAACACAGUUUGUACAACGAUUUUACAAGCCAAUGGCAUAGUUCAUAAUAAUACAAAUAUCUAAAUAAUAAUAAUAAUAUUAUUAAAUCUAAGUCAAUUUAACCAUGGGCUCUUAUACAUGUGAGUUGUAAAAAACAAAAAUAAGAUCCAAAUGUCAUGUUUUUAGUCUAGUGUUUGUGCUUCAAUUUUAAAUCUCUGCACAUUUUUCUAUCUUCACCUUUUACUACUAUUUACUACAUAUAUUAUAUACUCUUUAUUCCUGGACGGCAGAGCUAUAAGAUGCACAUAAGUAAUCUAAAAAUGAACUCUUAAGUAGGUAAUGUACAAAGUACCAAAGCACAUUAAAUUACAAUGUAUGCAUAGAAGAAAAUAGUAGGUACUAGUAAAAGUACUUUUGAAAGGAUAAAAUAUUCCAAACAAUAUACAAAGUAAAUAACAAAAAAAUUAUAAAAACAAAAAAUAGCACUUUAUUAAAAGUGCUUUUAAAAAAAUGUUCAUGAGUACUUCAUACAAGUGUUCAAAAAUUCAAAACUAUGCUCAAAGUACUUAAAGUACAAAAUUUAAGUACAGCUCUGCUGGAUGGCCAUUUUUUAAAUCAAAAUUUUAAAAUAUUCUAAUAUAUGGUGGAUUUAAAGUAAUAAAUUAAUCCAGAUCUAGACUAAUAAAUGUAAAAUGGCCAUAAGUAGGUAUACUUAGUAAGUGUUUUAACAUUUUAUAAUAUCUAGUAUAUUUACAUCGUUUAUACAUAUUUAUAUCAUGGAUUUUCUAAAAUUAUUUAAAAAUAUACUGUAGUUUUUUCUGAAAUAUACAUUUUAUUAAAAAUUUUAUAAUGCUUUAAUUAUUGGUAA
Messenger RNA from Brassicogethes aeneus, 1587 nucleotides. Lineage: Eukaryota; Metazoa; Arthropoda; Insecta; Coleoptera; Nitidulidae. The record is from the annotation of a GenBank genome assembly.